This is a messenger RNA of Puccinia graminis f. sp. tritici CRL 75-36-700-3, 1023 nucleotides long. RefSeq lists its product as uncharacterized. Bases 1 to 1023 code for a protein of 340 amino acids. Gene Ontology annotation, molecular function: DNA-binding transcription activator activity, RNA polymerase II-specific; transcription cis-regulatory region binding. The transcript is spliced from 3 exons. Gene Ontology annotation, cellular component: RNA polymerase II transcription regulator complex. The record is from RefSeq and is a predicted model, not a curated record. NCBI's taxonomy places the organism in Eukaryota, Fungi, Basidiomycota, Pucciniomycetes, Pucciniales, Pucciniaceae.
AUGUCUCCUUCGGACGUCCCGGACCCUAUCUCUCCGACUUCUGCUAGCGCUGGUCUCCCCUCCGAUCCAGCGUACUCCACUCUAAGUGCAUGCCUGAAUGGACCCUUGAACCGGAAAACUGUGUCUUCGGGUACCGUGAUCUCUUUGGCGGAUCUUAGAUCACCUUCCUCUGACUUGCCUCCAACCCCCAAAACCCCUGAUUUUGGAGGGGAAAAUCAAACGAGUCACCGCGCAGAUGGGACUUAUGUACUCCCUGUCCAUCCUCUAUCUGAUCACACAAAAAAUGAUGUUAAUAGACGCAAGGAGCAAAAUCGAAACGCCCAACGAGCAUUUCGAGAAAGGAAAGAGAAGCGUCUCCAAGAUCUCCAAGGCCGAAUUGAAACGUUGGUCGCAAAACAGCAACCUCUUGCAGAAGAGAAUCGUUGUUUGAAGCAGCUCGUUCAUCAACUACAAGCGGAAAAUCGGGACUUGAAUGCCUACAAAACAGCCUUCAACUUGAUUGCCUCCGAUGGUCUGCCCAACUCCGCCUCGCCGCUUCCACCUGAAAUGCAAUCCCAACCUCCCCCGACCAUCAACACUAGCAACGGUCAUCCUGAAUCUACUCCUUCAUUGCAAUUCUCCUCCCUACGCCAUACUGCCAUGGAUCGCAAGAAUUUGGAUACUUGUUCGCAGGCCUCGAUCGCUUCGCAGUCCUCCGGCACAGACUCUCCAUUCCCUCAUCCAACUCCCGGCGGGACAUCUCAGCCAAUGCUUCUAUCGGUUGAAUAUCCUGACAUGACCUCGAUCAUGCCUCCCUUAGCCGGUGAGGGGCACGGUUCAGACAAAAUGGGCUCGGUUAAGAUGUGCAACUUUUCAAAUAUCACCUAUCUCGAACAAGCACAACCUCAGCCAAAAAACUCUUACAUUUUCGGGACUUCUUCAGAUGUCAGCGGUUCUCUGCCAGCAUCUGAGGCACCCUCAGGCUCCACCAUUCAUGAGCUUCAGAAUUGGUACAACGAAAUCAAUUUUCCGGGAUCCAAGUAA